CGCGUUAAAUUGCGGCAUCAAGCAGGGGGGCAUUAUAAGUCAAACCCUUUUAAUCCUUUAAGGAAAGAACACGGAUAACAAUAAUGCUUUAAAGAUUAAGGGGUUGAACGUUUUGACCAUUUCAUUUAUUGAUUUAAUCUGUGCAAAUAGUUGAUUGGAUUUAUAAACUGUUGAUAUAGAAAUUUAGACAUGGCUGACCAGCAUGCACAAUGGGCGCAAUUCUUUGAUGGAGAUGUUGUUCGCCAAUAUCAGGAAUUUGUUAAGUCUAAAGACGGACCACAGAUACCUAUGUCGAGGCCGGCAGAUAUCAAAGAAGAACUACCGGUUUCUGUAAAACCAGUAACUGGCCACACCCAUGUUUCAAGCCCACAAGUAUCAACUGAAAUUUACUCCAGAUUUGUUUAUCCACACAAUCCCACCGUAGGCCACGACGAAAUGAAGAGAAAACGAAGAUGUAGAACACGAUUGUGCAUAGUGAUGGGUUUUUCGACCAUUUGUAUAAUGGCGCUUGCAGCUUCCCUACUCAUCCAUUUUCUAAUUAUCGAAAAUCCAUCUCGUAUGAAAGCUGGGACUAAACUUACCAAUUCUACAGACACAGGCAACGUAACCACAACACCUAGGGUUACAACGUCUGAAUCUGUAGAAUAUGUUUUGUCUACACCCGUUCCACCAUUGGUGGCACCACCAGUCGAAGUCAAAACAAGUACCACAAAACCAACCAGGGUCAUCUCAACAACUGAAGCAAUAGUAAGAAGUCAAAGACCAUCAGCAACACCAGUUACCAGCACUACAAAACCAACAACUGGUUUACCACCAGCAACUGGUUUACCACCAACAACUGGUUUACCAAAAACAACCGAAACCAUAACAAUUAGACCACCAGCAACACCAGUUACCAGCACUACAAAACCAACAACUGGUUUACCACCAGCAACUGGUUUACCACCAACAACUGGUUUACCAAAAACAACCGAAACCAUAACAAUUAGACCACCAGCCUCAGUGUCACUUAAUAUUGUCAGUGUGGCUGUUGGACAGACUAUGAAUUUAACCUGCAAUAUUAAGAAUGCCCUUAACUGGGAAUAUAUAACAAUGAUGCACGUGGAAACUGGUAAAUUAAGGCUCCUCUCCACUCUACACGGUGAAACUAAGGUAGCCAUUAACAUGCCAAAUAUUACAUCUAUGGUUACUACUGUUGGGGGUGACGUAACUUUCAACUUACUAGAAAGAAACACUGAAUGUUCGGACCAUGGAAAGUAUCGUUGUAGAUUGGUAAUUGAUGACAUUUCCACAAUUUAUGAUGAUGCCGAAGCAGUUGUAAGUAAUCCUCAUGUAAUUCCAGAGAUAUUUAUACCGACCACACUGAUAGAAAACACCCCGGUGACAAUUUCAGCUAAAUGGACACUUGGGCCCGCAGACGUCAUUGAACGGGUAACGUGGGAAAUACAACAUACAAACGAUACUGGCUUUAUUCCUAUUGAUGUGAAUGAUGUGGAUCACGCUCCUGUCAGAAAGAACUGUUCUACUGAUUUCACGAACUCGUUCCAAGUGACACUGAACUCGACCUGGAACAAUGCCAUACUUCGAGUAACAGUAAUGUCAGUUGACGAUAAGGGUGUUUCCAGAUCUAAUACAUCCGAAAUGGUGUAUUUACUUCUAUUGCCAGACACAGUUUGUGACGGACACACAAAUGGUACUAAUUUAGUUCCCCAUCCAGACCACUUUUGCCGUUUCUAUGUUGAGUGUACUGAAAGUAAUAUAGUUCUGAAAGAAUGUAGCCUUUUGACGUGUUUUAAUGCACUUCAACAAAAAUGUGUAGCGUCGUUAGCAUCCAUGUUUCAUAUAGAUGACAAAGGUAUGAUGUCAUCUGCCGGUUAAGGGGCGAUGUCAUCACAGUAUAGACAUCCUUGGUGUUGAUACCGAUAUGCUUAUAGACUAUUGGAUUGGAAUUUUAAAAGAAGCUUCAAACUUUAGUCGUAUUACAUAUAAACUGGAGCAGAGUAUGUCACGUCUGUCUGCGAUAUAACCCCAGGUGGGAGCGAAUGUCGUUUUUCACAGUGUCUCCCUUGAUAACCGUCUAUGCUAAUAUUAAAUUUGUAAAUGUCGUUUGUUUGCCCGUCUGUCUGUCUGUCUGUCUUGUAGUAUAGGGCUGUCCCGAGGCUGGAAUUUGGUGUUUAGAGGUUGCUCGGAACGGGGAGUAACAUAGGCCUGGUGGCGUUGGCCUACCGCUUCCGGUUUCGGGGUUAUACUGCUUUCAAUGCCCGGUCAUCCGUUAGUCAACCAUAAUCCUGUUCUGCAGGAAAUAUUUACAGCGCGACACCUCUUUGAUGACAAAGCUCAUAAUACAUACGUAUACAUACCGUGAACUGUUUUGCAAUCUUCUAAAUUAAACCCUAUGUGAUAAAGAAUUACUUUCGCAAAUUCGUGCAUUCUGCGGAAUAAUCGGUGUGUGUGCUGGCUAUUGCUAUUGCAGAGCCAAUGUUAGUGAACUUUAAGGCGAGAGUAUGAUAGAUGCCUUAAUAUAGAAGAUGUCGGGAUUUACGCUAAUUCUUGUAUAUUUUGCGCUUUUUUUUUACACCAAUCCACAGGUACUUAGUUUCCCAUGGCAUUCAUUCCUACUUUUCUGCACCAACCGGGAAAAUAUUAGGAGUUUAAUAUCCUAUAUAAAGAUGGACAUUGGAAUAUAACAACCAUAUAUCAUAUAUUUUUAAACAUUUAUUCCAAAAACAUUAUGACUAUCUACAGAAUCAAUGUUAGUGAACUUUAACUUAAAGGGACUAUGCCGAUUAGAACAGAGUCUCAAAAAUUAAAGUCCGAGUACGUAUGAAAUUUAAGCACCAAAAUAUAAAGGAAUGGUGUAUUGACCUUGUCUUAAAAUUUCAGCUCAAAAUAUUGAGUCGUUUGGACGUGAACGUCAAAAGUGCUUAUCCGGACACGUAACCCUUUUAACAUUUCGGGUCAGUUUUUUCGUUGGGUGACCUGAUAAUCGAUUCCCGUUUCUUGAGAGGUCUAUACAGUGAAUGACCCAUGUGCUGUACUUGAUAGCGGACGGUAAAUGUCACCUACACAUUAUUAUUUUUUAAAAAAAAGGUCUGGUUUUAUCCAGACGCCGUAUAAUACAGUUUGGGACACCGGUCUCCAUUUCCAGAUGAAGACUGCCGGGUUUAAGUUGUUUGCAAACGUAUCACAAAUAUUGAGUACUUGCUCAGAUGCCUUAAUAGAAGAAGUGGGGAUUUACGCUAAUUAUUGUAUAUCUUGCACUUUUUUUAACACCAAUCCACCCACGGGUAGUUAGCUUCUCAUCGCAUUCAUUCCUACUUUUCUGCACCAAACGGAAUGAUAUUAGGAGUUUAAUAUACUAUAUUAUAAAGAUGGACAUCAAAUCAGAUGGGAUUUAACGUCCUACUGUCCUGCUCCUAUACUGGGCAGCGGCACUAUGGCCUACUCUUAAAUCGAAUUCCAACUACCAAGGGAUCUUUUAUGUGCACGCAAAUGUGUGAACGGGGCCUCGGGUUUUCAUACCAUCCGAACGACUAGUUCGUCCCAUCCGAACGACUAGACAGCUCUCCUUGCCAGGCUCUCUAUCCCGCACCACUGACAAGGGGAAACCACGUCGAAAAACACAAAGGAACUUUCUCGGCCAAUGCAGGCAUCGAACACGCGACCUCCAUGCUAGCGAGCCGGCGUCUUACCCACUUAGCCACCGUGGCUCCAAAUAAAGAUUGGAAAUUGGAAUAUAACAACCAUAUAUCAUAUAUUUUUUAAACAUUUAUUCCAAAUACAUUAUGACU
Molecule: messenger RNA, 3791 nt
Organism: Patella vulgata (common limpet)
Lineage: Eukaryota; Metazoa; Mollusca; Gastropoda; Patellidae
Exons: 9
Coding region: 190-1878 (562 amino acids)
Molecular function (GO): chitin binding
Source: RefSeq, a predicted model, not a curated record